Carassius gibelio (silver crucian carp) is the source of this 3748-nucleotide messenger RNA. Its product is annotated as somatomedin-B and thrombospondin type-1 domain-containing protein-like. The transcript has 5 exons. Bases 319 to 1113 code for a protein of 264 amino acids. The record is from RefSeq and is a predicted model, not a curated record. NCBI's taxonomy places the organism in Eukaryota, Metazoa, Chordata, Actinopteri, Cypriniformes, Cyprinidae.
GGUUAGAAACACUCAAGACAGAUUUAACAGACAGAUCAGGGGUGGACAUUCAAUUCCUCUGCUCUGAUUGCCACAGAAUAGCUCUUUUCUUUCUGCCUUAGUUCUCUGUAAGUGCGUUUAUUCUCUGGGCAAACGGAAGAGCUGUGUGGCCAGAGGAAUUCCAGGUCACAAGGAUUCCUCCGGCAAGCAUGACUUCACCUGUGUUCAUUUCCUCUCCAGCAAUGAGACCAGUGGCAUUGACUUCAAGAGGAACCGAAGACAUUAACAGAUACUUUUGUCAUUUUAGACUAUUUGGGGGAGCAUAGAGUUUAUUUGGACAUGAUGGGAUUGUUUUCAGUGGAACAGAGUGCCGUUCUGGUGGUGGCCGCUCUUUUUGGGACGUACCAGUUUGCUAAAGGAGGGUGUUCAGGAAGGUGCUGUCAAGGCACAGAUUUCACCUGUGUCACUACAGAUUGGAGGAUGGACCUUGUCUAUGGGACAUGUUAUUGUGAUGAGAGGUGUUUAAAGACUAAAGAUUGUUGCUUUGACUACCCAACAGAGUGUCCAGCUCAGCCGUGUGUGGUGAGUGAGUGGAGUCACUGGAGCGGGUGCGCUCAUCACUGCCAGCCCUCAUUCCGGGUCCGGAGACGCAGCGUUGAGAGACUGCCCCAAAAUAGUGGACAGACCUGUCCAAGGCUGGAAGAACAGGCCGGAUGCAUGGAGUAUCAGGACCGCAAGGGACAGUUUUGCACUUCUGUGCAAGGAGCAGCAUUCAUAACAACAAUGGAGUACAGCAAAGGCAGAACUCACGAUUUGUAUAGGGCUCCAACAGAUGCAGGUUUCUGUAUUGAGUUCAAGAUGGAGUCUCUGACACCGCAGUGCAUGGUGGAGAACAGACCCUACACACGCUGGAUGCAGUACUUGAGGGAAGGCUACAGUGUCUGUGUGGCCUGCCGACCUCCGGCGAUGAACAACCACAGUUGGAGUUGCCAAGGAGACGGCAACCUAGCUGAGAGGGAUGAGCUUCUACACUGGCAGGCGGUGGGAAGCCCUCGCUGCAGAGGAACAUGGAGGAAAGUGCAGAGACUACAGCACUGCUCCUGUCCACACGUGCACAGCUUCAUUUUCAUUUAACCAUAAGUUGCUUCUUCAACCCCCUUGAUAAAAUACAUUAGUAAACAAUAUAUCCUAUUACAUAUGUAAAACAACAACAUACUUUCAAAUACUACUAUUGCUGCUGUAAAUAUAACAUACAUGAAAUAGCUGGCAUAGUUAAAGUUAAGCGUCCUCUAGCGAGUGUAGAAAUAAGGACAGUAUCGUGCUGCAUCUGUCGAUAUGAAAUAACAUAUAAUGCCAUUGCUUAUCAAAAGGCACAUUUAUUUAAUUGGAAUGUGUGGACUUUUUAUACCGAUCUCACAGUAAUUUGUACAUAUUUUACUAGAUGGCUUAUUCGCUCGAAGGACCACACCUAACCCCACCCCUAAACCUACCCCUCACAGAAAUCAUGCAAAAUUAUGAUUUAUAGAGCAUACAUUAUACAUUUUAUGAGCACGUGCGUUCUUUGGGAUCAAACCCACGAUCGCAUGAUUACAUGUAGUCCUAUAAUGCAAUACUCUACCAACUGAGCUACACGAAACCCAAAUUAUAGCAAAUAAAAGAGUACAAAACAUUCAUAUGAAAACAUGCUGUUGCCGAUUGGUAAAAUUUUAGUAUAUGCUCUGAUGAGUCAUAUUUCAGGGAUUUGGACAAAAUACAGAUACAAGCGUAGUGGUUGGAGGACAGCUUAGUUGGAAGCUAUAUAAUUCACCAUCUUGACCAGUGGAGUCAUUAAAUUGCUUGAUAUUUUUUGGUAAAAAAUUGAAUUAUUUUACUCAGUGAUUUUAACAAAUGGUUGAAUAAGUCAUCUGAUGAAGAAGAAAACCGAUAAGGAAGUAGUCUUUUGAGAAAUAAGAUAAAAGUAAGAAAUACAAACUCUAAUUACUAUAAAAAAUGUCUUUCCUAUAAUUGUAAGAAUUAGGGAUAAAAUUAAAAACAUAUUAAGUGCUUCAGUUAAACAUUUAAUUAAUUAAAAUAGAGUUAAUAAUACAAUAUUACUUGACUUUAUCUAUUUUCCAUUCAUUUAAUCAGCUUUUUUUGUAUUUCUGUUCUACUUUAGUAUCUGAUUCUUAUUUGAAUACGGCUAAUAUCUGAUACUUUGUCGUGAAAUAGUUAUUUUCAGUUUUGGGAGAUUUUGAAGUUCAGAAUGCUUUUAAUGAAUAAAGUGGGACUAGUGGUGUUGGACUGGAUGGUUAAAUUAUCUUCUCACAUUCUUUUGUAUGCACCCGCUGAUUUAUUGAACUUGUCUUUGUCUACGUGUGAGUUAACUUCUAUCUGAAAAUAAGCACAUAUUACUUCAUUUUACAAUGGAGGUGAUGUACUUGAUCUCAAUAAUUACAGACCUAUAUCUAUUAUAUGCUCUAUAUCUACAUUUUAAAAAAAAAUACAUAAACAACUUUCUAAUUACUUAUGUAUUAAUAAUGCUUUAUCACCAUAUCAAUCCAACUUUAGAUCCAAUAAUUCUUCAAACGCAGCAUUACUUAAGUUCAUUAAUGACGUGUUUUCAGCUGCUGCUUCUGAUGAUUUGGUUGAUUAAUAUUUACUUUUAGAUAAACUUUAUGCUAUUGGUCUUCUCAAAAUGAAAUUAUGUGGUUUAAUUCAUACUUGCAUAACAGAAAACACAAUGUCAAUAAAUCAUAUUUUUUGUUCAACAAAGAGGUGGUUCAAUAUUGGGACCCCUUCUUUUUUCUAUUUAUAUUCAUUAUCAUGCAUUUUAAAUAAUUGUAAUGUUCAACUUUAUGCCGAUGACACUGUCAUAUAUGUGUCUAAUUCUGAUAUUUUACAAAUUCAGUUUUCUGUUCAGUAUGAUUUUAAUAUUUGCAAGAUUGGAUACUAAAUUAGUAAAUCUUAUUUCAUGAUGAGUCUUAUAUUAUGAUUUUUGGUUUUAGAGAGAAACUUAAAUCCAAAAUUUAUUCUUGCAUUAUAUCAAGACAGUACUCCUUUGCAUACUCGAUACUAAGAAAUAUCUUGGUGUGUUCACUUUCCUUUUAGUGACAUAUUAAUCAUAUUCCACAUGAAAUCAAUUUUGGAAUUAGUACUGUACAUCAAUCUCAAAAUUGUUUCACAUACAGUGUUUGUAAGAAACGUGUCUCUCAACUUCCAGUUGUUGAAUAUUGUGAUGUUGUUUAUCAUCAUUUUACAAUGUAUGAUGCACUCCAGUGGCCAUCUUUGCACAUACAGUAAGAUGACAUAUUCAUUGACUUCAGUUUCAUAAUCGGAUGUAUUUACUGUUAAGUUCUGUUCGGACUUGCUCCUUGUGUCAAAAUAAAUGAAUAAAAAAUAAAAACAUUGGUAAGAAAGGGUUUUUGUGUUUAAAGCCUCAACAGACUGGAAUAGUUUACCUGCAUAUAUUCAAACUAUUGCUUCAAGUUUUUUAAGCAAACUUAAUUAUAUUUAGUUUUGGUCUGUAAAUGUUAUCCCUGAAGAUGUUACUGUUUCUUUAUUAUUAAUUUUUUUUUUGUUCAUAUUUGAUUGGAUUCAUUGAUAAGUAUAUUUUCUUUCAUAUUUGUUAUUUCAAUUUUGUGGUGUUAUUUUCUAAUUAAUGUUAGUGUUUUGUUGUUUGGUUGUGUUUGUGGAUUUAUUAUUAAUCUGUUUUGUUGUUAUUAUGUUGUGAUUACGUUACAUUGUUUUUGGGAGCCCUUCGAAAAGGAAAUCUCAAGGGGUUAAUCUUAAU